Cryptococcus wingfieldii CBS 7118 is the source of this 762-nucleotide messenger RNA. Its product is annotated as ribosomal protein L16. Gene Ontology annotation, cellular component: ribosome; mitochondrial large ribosomal subunit. The transcript is spliced from 3 exons. Gene Ontology annotation, molecular function: structural constituent of ribosome; rRNA binding. Bases 1 to 762 code for a protein of 253 amino acids. Gene Ontology annotation, biological process: mitochondrial translation. NCBI's taxonomy places the organism in Eukaryota, Fungi, Basidiomycota, Tremellomycetes, Tremellales, Cryptococcaceae. The record is from RefSeq and is a predicted model, not a curated record.
AUGUUCUCGGCAGCCCUCGCAUUCCUCAGGCCAUCGACUUCAGCACCCAGGCAAGCAUUCGCCCUCCCCCAGCUGCUCGGCAGGAAUGUCGGUGAGGGGCAGGUCAGGUUUAGGGGUCAGUUGGCGCCGAGAAGAACGAAAUAUAGAAAGGCUGGCAAGGGAGCUCCUGGAGGAGGUUCUCUGAAAGGCUCAACACUCCACCACGGCACAUUCGGUCUCCGAGCAUGCUCCUCUGUCCGACUCUCCGCCGCUCAAUUGACAUCCUGCCAAGCCGCCGUCCGCAGAAGAAUCAAGCCCGUCAAGGGCGCCCAGUUCUACCUCCGCGUCUUUCCAGAUAUCCCCGUGUGUGUGAAGGGUAACGAGCAGAGAAUGGGAAAGGGAAAGGGAAGUUUCGAGUAUUGGAGCUGUAGAGUUAGCCCGGGGAAGGUCAUCAUGGAAGUGGGGGGGGGGAAUAUCAGGGAGGAAGUCGCCAAGGCUGCCCUAAAACUCGCCCAAGCCCGUCUCCCCCUCCAAACCGAAUUCAUAACUACCUCCUCCUUCCCCCGCCUCGGCUCCAUCUCCUCCCCCACCCUCACACCCCCACCUGCCGCCCAGCCCGUACCCAACAACCUCGCAUGGAUGGACGCCAAGGAAGAAGGCGGAGCUAGAAAGACGGUGUUGAAGAGGGAGGAGAGGGAGGUGGAGGAGGUUGUGAAGGGAUUGGGAGCUUUGGAGCUGAGCAAGGGUGGGGUUGGGGAGGGGGCGAAGGGGGUUGAUGCGUAA